UCACUCAUAUAAAAUCAUGUCAACAGGCAGUUACUAGCAUUACCAGAAAUUAUUAUUGCGGAAUAGAGAACGUAUCUUUACAUGAUAUCAUCCAUGCGUUUCACGUUCGAUAUGCUGCUUGUGGCUGUUGGAUUGUUCUACCUACUGGUUCUUCCCGCGGAAUGUUGUCAAUGUCCAAAUGCUACAAGAGAGCAACGAUAUUGUAACAGUGAUUUUAGUUUAAUUGGGAUGCCAGUCGGCAAAUUCCUGUCAGACGAUAGAGUUUCCAUGGUCCAUGUCAUACGAGUUCGCAUGCUAAAUCAUUUACCGGCGAGCGAGAGUCCGCGUUACGUGGAGCUGGAGAGCCCAGUCAACGUCACGGAGUGUGGUGUCCAACUAGAAACAGGACAAGAGUAUGUUUUCAAUGCCUUGUUCCGGCCUGAGGUCAAUGAAAUAAGAGGAAGAAUCACAAAGUGUAGCUGGAACGAGAAAUGGGCACUGGUUCCAAAUUUCAUAAAAUUUCCACUACUGGGAGAUUCAAUUAUUUGUCCCCCAUUACUGCCUCCUGCUGAUAUGUAUACGCCUGUAGACCCUGUAAAUUAUCCUAUCUGAAAAUAAGGGGAGAAAUUAUAGUUUUAUGUAAAAGAUAUAUUAGUCUUCUUAAUGUAGAAAUAUGUAAUAUUAAUUAUAUUUGAAUAGGCAAAUGUAAUAAAUAAAUAAAUGGCAAAUAUAGUAAAACAGAAA
Molecule: messenger RNA, 723 nt
Organism: Saccostrea cuccullata (small rock oyster)
Lineage: Eukaryota; Metazoa; Mollusca; Bivalvia; Ostreida; Ostreidae
Exons: 5
Coding region: 82-591 (169 amino acids)
Biological process (GO): negative regulation of endopeptidase activity; negative regulation of membrane protein ectodomain proteolysis
Cellular component (GO): extracellular matrix
Molecular function (GO): protease binding; metalloendopeptidase inhibitor activity
Source: RefSeq, a predicted model, not a curated record